GUUUAUACAAUUUAUAAACUACUUUGUCACGUAGAUAACGCCACCAAAAAAACUAAAACUAGUCCUUUAUGACUGAGAAGAUAGAAUUACGAAGAGUCCCUGAAGGCAGCAGCGGAAGCUUCAUCAUGGUGAAAUUUGGGCUCCAGUUCAAAGCCACUCUGGAGAAUGUCACCAAUGUGAGACCACUGGGUGACGACUUCCGCUGGUUUCUGAAGCUGAAGUGUGGAAACUGUGGAGAGAUUCCAGACAAAUGGCAGUAUAUAACCCUAGAGGAGAGUGUGCCACUUAAAGGAGGAAGAAGCAGUGCCAGCAUGGUGCAGAAAUGUAAACUUUGCUCCAGGGAAAAUUCAAUUGAUAUCCUGGGAGACACAAUCAAACCUUAUAAUGCAGAGGACAGCGAAAAAUUCAAGACAAUGGUGCAGUUUGAGUGUCGAGGUCUGGACCCCAUCGACUUCCAACCUCAAGCUGGCUUCGCUGCACAAGGAGCAGAGUCUGGAACACAGUUUCCUGAAGUCAACCUGCUAGAAAAAGACUGGACAGACUACGAUGAGGAAGUCAAGGAGUCGGUGGGAAUAUAUGAGGUCACACACCAGUUCAUCAAGUGCUGAUGUCAUCAUGUGCUGAGCCUCAGAGGUGGGCGAAUGAACACUACAGCCAAACAUCCUCAGGCCUCAGACUUUGCCGGCAUCAAGGGUGCUUCAGAUGCUGAGGUGGCGUGUUUCGGUUGAUGAUGAACAUUAACAGGUGUGGAUUGAUACCACAGGUUGUCCAUACACGUCUUGGAUUAAUGAACAUGUUCAAGGCUUUUUUCACUGCCUCAAUAAAACUGAAAGGUGGCAA
This is a messenger RNA of Sebastes umbrosus (honeycomb rockfish), 840 nucleotides long. RefSeq names its product CXXC motif containing zinc binding protein (gene czib). NCBI's taxonomy places the organism in Eukaryota, Metazoa, Chordata, Actinopteri, Perciformes, Sebastidae. The coding region runs from base 69 to 608 and encodes 179 amino acids. The record is from RefSeq and is a predicted model, not a curated record. The transcript has 8 exons. Gene Ontology annotation, molecular function: zinc ion binding.